This is a messenger RNA of Carassius carassius (crucian carp), 1433 nucleotides long. Its product is annotated as tetranectin-like. The record is from RefSeq and is a predicted model, not a curated record. The coding region runs from base 100 to 693 and encodes 197 amino acids. The transcript has 3 exons. NCBI's taxonomy places the organism in Eukaryota, Metazoa, Chordata, Actinopteri, Cypriniformes, Cyprinidae.
CAGGAUGAAGAACAAACGCAGCAGGUUCUUAUUACAGCAUUUUUCUUCUGUGAGCUGAGCUGAGAAGCAGAGAUCUCUCCUCGUUCUCCAGACUUCACCAUGAGACUCAGAGACUGCUGUCUUCUGCUGGGAGUCCUGCUGCUCCUCACACACACCUCACACCAGCAGAACAAUCCAAGAAAGAAACCAAACGCUAAAAAAGAUACUCAAGCCAGCGCUGCUUUGGAGGACCUACAAAAGCAGAUCAAAGACAUUGUGGUGGAACUGAAUCUUCUAAAGGAGCAGCAGGCCCUGCAGACUGUCUGUCUGAGGGGCACGAAAAUCCCUGGUAAGUGUUUUCUGGUGGACUCUGUGAAGAAGGGCUACCACACGGCCAGUGAAGACUGCAUCGCCAAGGGAGGAAUCCUCAGCACUCCGCUCUCUUCUGAUGAAAACGCGCAACUCUACGAUUACGUGCGCCAGAGCAUCGGGCCAGACGCUGAAAUCUGGCUGGGCAUCAAUGACAUGCAGACGGAGGGCGUGUGGUUGGACCAGGCCGGCUCAAAUAUUCGCUACAAGAACUGGAAGCUCCCGCAGCCCGACGGCAGCAGCGCGGAGAACUGCGCCGUACUCUCCGGCGCUUCCGGCGGGAAGUGGCUGGAUGAGAAAUGUCGCGAGGAGAGAGCGUCCGUCUGCGAGUUCAACAUCGUCUGAGAUCAUCGCGUUGGCUUGACCUUAGCUGCCCUUUUCAUUGCACAAUGCUGCUUGCAUUCUCUUUGCUCCGCAAAUUGUAUAUUUUUCUUUUGAGGAGAACAAAGAUUGUCAUUUAACUCCAUAAAAAUGUUCAGAUGCCAUAAUCAAAAACUAAACUCUGUAAUAAAAGUCAAGUCUAGUUCAUUUCUGGACAGUUUUUAUAAGAUCUAGCCAAAAACACAAACUAAACAAACACAUUAAAGAUGCAGUUCACACAAAAAUGAACAUUUACUGACCCUCAGCACAUCCAAACAUCACAAUAAUGCACAAACAAUCCACACUGGACUCCAAUCCAUCAAUUAAAGUGUUGUGAAGGGAAAAGCUGCAUGUUUGUAAGAAGCAAAUCCAUCAUUGAGGUGAUUUAACUUCACACUGUUGCUUCUGGCUAAAAAUAUAUAAUCCAUAAUAAUGGCUCCUCUUGUAAAAAAGUCAAACAACAUAUUUGUUUAGAGCUGUUUUCGACUGUUUACACUUAAAAAUAACAUACAAUGGUAUUUAAUCUGUUUAUAUUUCUCUCCUGAUUCAGACAAGAUUACUUUUUCACUAAAUAAAGCAAUAUUACGGAUAAAUUACUCUUUAUCCAUUUUAUUAUUAUUAUUAUUAUUAUUAUUAUACUUUCCAGUAGAUUUAUUGAUGGACUGGAUUGAUGUAUAUUACUUGUGGAUUAUUGUGAUGUUUUUAUCAGCUGUUUAGACUCUCAU